Molecule: messenger RNA, 9862 nt
Organism: Pezoporus occidentalis (night parrot)
Lineage: Eukaryota; Metazoa; Chordata; Aves; Psittaciformes; Psittacidae
Gene: COL19A1
Product: collagen type XIX alpha 1 chain
Exons: 52
Coding region: 337-3756 (1139 amino acids)
Biological process (GO): extracellular matrix organization
Molecular function (GO): extracellular matrix structural constituent conferring tensile strength
Source: RefSeq, a predicted model, not a curated record
UAGAGGACGCCCCGGAGCGGGGACCCGGGAGGGCGGGCUGUGGGAGCCGCCCGGGCCGGCGCCUCUCUGCUCCCCGCCUAGCCCCGCCCGCCUGCCAGGCUGCUCACCCGCCUGGUGUUCUAAACUCUCCCGUUAGCAAACCCAACUCAGUCCAAGAUCAGUUAGAGUGCCGGUGCUGCCGUGUUACGGACGGAGCUACAGACGGGUCGGGUCGCUCACCCCCCGCAGGCUGCGGUGCUCCGGUUGUGGGAGGGAGCAGAGCCUCCUGGAGCGGCGGUGGGAGAGGAGCCCAGCCUGGAGAUUUGUUGCUGAUUGUUCACAUGUGUCCAGGGGGAGAUGAAGUACAUUGGAUCCUGCAUAGUUUGGCUUUGUAUGGCAGUCUUCCUCCUCCUUCCUGUUUCUACUUCUGUGGCUGUCAGUGACCACACAGGUGCUACAUGUCCUUUACUGAAAACUGUUGUCCAUCAUCUCAAACAAAUCAACAGAGGCAGUCUUGGUGUUUCAGGGUUUGAUCUGGCAGAAAGCUUUUCUUUGAGGCAAACGUCUUGUGGAGGUGAAAAAAAGUGUUUUAAACUGGGAAGCGCGCCUCUCGUCAGAGACACAAAGCAAGUAUUUCCAAAUGGGCUUCCUGAAGAAUACUCUCUAGUUGCUACGUUCCGUGUACGGCGAAAUACCAAGAAGGAGCGUUGGUAUAUAUGGCAAGUUUUAAAUCAGUAUGACACACCUGAGAUCUCUGUCCUUCUGGAUGGUAUAAAAAAGGUUGUGGAGUAUAUGACCAAAUCUGCUCAGGGAAAUAUACUGCACUACACUUUUAAGAGUCGAGAAAUUUAUCCAUUGUUUGAUCGUCAGUGGCAUAAACUUGGUAUCAACAUCCAGUCAGGGAUCAUUUCCCUAUAUUUGGAUUGUAAUUUAAUUGAGAGAAAGCAGACUGAUGAAAAAUUCAACAUUGACCUGCAGGGAAGGACUCUGAUUGCUUCUCGUGCUGCAGAUGAUAAGCCUGUAGAUAUUGAACUUCACCACUUAACAAUCUAUUGUAAUCCAAAAUUUGCAACAGAAGAUACGUGUUGUGAAAUAUCUGCUGAUCUGUGCUCACAUGAGGAGAGACUUCUUGCUACGACUUCAUCACCAGUGACUGUUCAUGCCAGCAAAAUAUACAUGCUUCCAGGGAUACAGCAGGAAUCGAGAGAGAGAUGCCACUGCUUUCCAAAUAAAGGAGAAGCAGGAUUGCCGGGAGUAGCUGGUUUGCCAGGCAACAAAGGACAUAAAGGUGAAAAGGGUGAAAUGGGAGUAAAAGGACAGGAUGGUGUUCCUGGUUUUCCUGGUGAAAAGGGGGAAGCUGGCUUAGUAGGUGCUCCUGGCAUACCUGGUCUUACUGGUUCCAAGGGUGAACGUGGCUUUCCUGGUGGUAAAGGUGAAGAAGGAGAAAAGGGUGAAAAAGGAGAUAAAGGAGAACCAGGACCAGAAGGCGUUCAUGGAAGAGAGGGACUAAAAGGUGAUCCUGGUAGUCCUGGUGUGGCUGGUCCUAAAGGAGAAAAGGGAGAUGCAGGACCUCCAGGACCAACUGCCUUGAAUGGUUUGCCAGGACUGGAGGGUCCCCAAGGUCCACCUGGCAAAGAAGGCCAAAGGGGAAGACGUGGAAAACCAGGCCCCCCAGGAAACCCAGGACCACCAGGACCUCCUGGUCCUUCUGGACUAAAAGGAAUUCUGGAUUCACUGAACAAACAUUAUAAUGAGAGCGAUACAAGACUACUAGGAUUACUUGGGACUCCUGGACUUAAAGGCCUGAAGGGAGACAUUGGUCAAAAAGGAGAAUUGGGAAUGACCGGUGCUAAAGGAGAAAAGGGAGAGCCUUCUGAAAAAGGGGACAAGGGAGAUCCAGGAGAAACUGGAAUGGAAGGAUCAAAAGGAAGUAAGGGUGAAACAGGAGACCCGGGACCACCUGGUCUGAUUGGAAAUCCAGGAUCUAAGGGGCUACAAGGACCUCCAGGACCUGUCGGACCUAGGGGAAUGCCAGGAGAAGUUGGCUUACCAGGAGAACAUGGGGUACCAGGAAGGCCAGGUGUUAAAGGAGACAAGGGGGACCCUGGUGGGAUUAUGGGACCACCUGGACACCCAGGUCCCAAAGGUGAUGUGGGACCUCCUGGGCCAAGUCUGCCUGGAGCACCAGGCCCCACUGGUAUUCCUGGAAACCCAGGUCCACGGGGACCAAAGGGAGAAAGAGGACUACCUGGUGUCCAAGGAGCACCUGGGGAGAUGGGGCCCCCUGGAAUAGGCAUUCAGGGAUCACCAGGUCCUGUAGGUCCAGCUGGAUCAGCAGGUAUGCAGGGCCCUAGGGGACCCCCAGGAUUACCAGGAACUCCGGGUACCCCUGGUAUUAAUGGUGCUCCAGGAAGAGAUGGAAAGCCAGGACUACCAGGCCCUCCAGGUGAUCCUAUUGCACUGCCACUUGUGGGAGACAUGGGUGCUAUACUGAAGGGUGAUCCCGGCACAAGAGGUCCACCAGGCAUCCCUGGUAGAGAAGGGCCAAAGGGAAGCAAAGGUGAACGUGGGUUUCCUGGGCUUGCUGGAGAGAAAGGUGAUGAGGGCCUUCAAGGUGCUCCUGGAUUGCCAGGCAUUCCAGGACCCAGUGGACCUUCUGGAGUCACAGGAAGACCUGGACAUCCCGGUCCAGCAGGGUCAAAAGGCGAAAAGGGUAGUGAAGGUUCUCCUGGGCAACCUGGACCACCUGGGCCUCCGGGUAUGCCUUACAAUGAAAGAAAUGGAAUGAGCAGCUUAUAUAAACUCCAGGGAGGUGUGAGUGUUGCUAGUUAUCCAGGCCCACCAGGACCUCCCGGUCCCAAAGGAGAUCCUGGCACAGUGGGAGACCCAGGACCAAUGGGAUUGCCAGGACUGGAAGGACUCCCAGGGGAAAAGGGUGAUCGGGGACCAGCUGGCACGCCAGGAGUAGCCGGGACACCGGGAAAGCCGGGAUCUCCUGGGUCCCCAGGGAUGCCAGGGGAACCUGGUGAAAGGGGCCCUAUAGGAGAUAUCGGCUUCCCUGGGCCAGAAGGGCCACAAGGAAAACCAGGAAUCAAUGGAAAAGAUGGAUUGCCAGGUCCUCCGGGUGCUGUAGGGAGACCAGGAGACAGAGGACCCAAAGGAGAACGUGGAGAUCAGGGUAUUCCAGGAGACAGAGGUCCACAAGGUGAACGAGGGAAACCUGGCCCAUCAGGAGAAAAGGGGGAUGUGGGUCCUGUUGGACCCCCAGGAGACAGAGGCUAUCCAGGGUCACCAGGCCAUCAAGGUCCCCCGGGUUCUCCAGGACCCCCAGGGUUUCCAGUUGAUACAGUUUCACUUGACGAAAUAAAAAAAAUCAUCAAACAAGAAGUUCUUAAGGUUUUUGAAGAAAGGAUGGCUCAGUUUGUAUCCCAGCUGAAGCUGCCUGCUGCAAUGCUUGCCUCCCAAGCGCAUGGAAAACCAGGGCCUCCAGGAAAAGAUGGGUUACCGGGACCACCAGGAAAGGAUGGUUUGCCAGGGCCACCAGGAGAACGUGGAAUUCAAGGUUAUAGAGGACAGAAAGGGGAAAGAGGCGAGCCUGGAAUUGGACUGCUCGGUAACCCUGGACCACCUGGCCCUGCAGCUACUGGCCUGCCUGGCCCACCAGGAACGCCAGGCUUACCUGGACCACAGGGGCCAGCCGGACCCAACGGGAGAUGCAAUCCAGCAGAUUGCUAUUACCACAUAUCACAGACUCGGUCACGCACCGGUGGGAAAUAAACACUUCUUCCCUAGACACUUGGAUUCACAGUCACUUUUCACUCCUCUUAAUGAGUUAAUUUAAUCUUUGAGAUAUUUGGCGCAUUUUAUCUUUUUUCUCCUCGACACUGCGUGGUAUAUGGAUAAUUUAUAAGGCACAGAAUUUAGCCUUUUUCUAUGUUAUUUGUAGUGUCAUAAUUAUGAAAUUAUGACAGAUAUUUUCCAGCAUGCAUUCCAUGUGUUUUGUUUCUCAUAUUUAUUUUGCUUAGAGGAGAAAAUAGGCCUAAAUAAUUUUUGUAAGCUUCUUUCUUCAAAGAAAGGAUAUUUUAUUGUAACUUAAGAGAGUAUGUAUGCCUCAGUAUGUAAGAUGGCUUUGUUUUUCUUGCUGGUGGUGAAGUUUAAGUGCAAAAAUGCAUUUCUGAAGUUUCAAAGCAUACAUGUUCAUGGCAAAUGCAGGACCUAAGCUGAAGCACUGGGAACUCAGUACAGGCUAAACGUCCAUGUCCCUUGAAGAGGCUCCAGCACACCUUCUGAACCAGGUCUGUGUCAUGCACCACCAACACCUACCUAUCAUUUCAGUCACUUCCUAGAUGUCAAAGAAGGAAACAAAGACAUGUUUAUGAUCUCUCUAAUCUCAUCCCUUCAGACUGACUGGAAAAUUGUCAGAUGUAGCCCUGAGAAGCAUCGCUCCUGACUGGAUGCGGUCCCAACAGAUGGCUAUGGGUACACACUGAGACAGUCAAAAGAAGGAACUUCACAAGCCUCUAAUCUUACUGGUGGCACGGUUUUCCUCUUCCUCCUGCAAUAAUAAUGUGCCAAAAUAAACUUGAGAGGAACCUGGAAACAGUAGGAUGCAAAACUCACAGGUCCUAAUAUCUGGUUGCAAAAAAUUACUGGAGUUCAAGAGAAAGUUGGAGAAAAUGCAAAACACUCUUGGAAAAGUGCUACAGAGAGCACGAUUGUGUGCAGUUUGCAGACAUCAUUAAAUCCUACAGGACCAGAUGUCCAUGAAGAAGAAAAAAACAAAGCAUAAGUCAAGUCCUUUAGGGCUCAAAUGGUUGAGCAAAAGAAAUGAUAGAGAGAAUUGAUCAUGCAGAGGCUGAUUCUGAAAAGGAGGGAGGAGGGUUGUCUAAAGUUUCACUCCUGAUUAUUAGGAUUAGUCCUAUGGAAGUUGAUACAGUGCAAUAAGAAGUGAAGGUGCUGUUGCGAGAACAUGGACACCUAUAAUCCAAAACCUCAAAAGUUCAUACACAAGCACUACUGAGGGCUCUUGCCCCAUCAUCGGGCAGCCAGUCAUUCUCUCCCAUGUCAGGCAGGGAGGUGGUUUUGGUGACUUCAUGCUUGUGCUGCCAGGGAAGUGUUCCCGAAGUGGAAGUGCUGAGUUCCAGAGAAGCUGUAGUGAGACAUGAAUCCGGCUGACUUCUGGGUUUUGCUUAAAAACAGUUAGAAAUGACUGGUGGCUGUCUUGAAAAAAAGAAAGAAAAAAAAAAGAAACACGCUGUCAUUUAUUCUGAACAGAGUUCCCAGCAUUUGCACCCAGGCCAGAGGAGUAAGAUGAGUGCAAGAGGUGAUAGAGUUAACUGAGGUAGCUGGGGAGCACAGGCCAAGCCUUCAGGUAGGGUUUCAAAGAGGAAAAGCAUACCUACUUGACAUGUUGGAGGGAAGAAGGUGCUUGCCAGAAGCAAAGAUGUUUAACUAAACAGAGAAGGAAGGCUGAGAGUAAAUCUCCGGGACAGGAAAGGGCAGCAGAAAGGACAGCAGAAAGUCUGCAGCUACCAUAAAACCAUCUCCUGGAGGAAAUCUGCCAGCUGUAAAAAUGCCCUGCAGCUGGGGACCCCCUUGGAGGGGUCAGGGUGCAUUGUCUUUUCUUCAGGAGGAUGGGGAUGGACAGGUCAAAGCCCAUGGGUGAGCCACAGUCCUCACACCUUUCCUGCUCAUCCCUUGGGAGGCAGUAACUGUCCCUUCUCUAGGCCAGUGUGUCCUCCGCUCUGCAGGUGGUGGGCACCCAUCCCACCAGGACAAAGGUGCAUUUGUAGCAAGCGGUCCUGCCUGUACCUAGCUCAGACCACACUACUCCUGUUCCAGACCUCCUGUGCCCAUGGUUUGCUCUGUGGUGUUGCUCACAUUUGCCAAUCUGGUCCUCAAAGUGCCAUAUCUGUGCUAACACUGGGAGCUGGUGAGGUGGCUUGAAACUGAGUUCUUACCUGUCCUGAGGCACCUACUGCUGUCCAGGCCACAGGUCUGGCAGCCCAGCCAGUAAAGCCAGGGGCCUUGCACCGAAGUGUAUACCCAUGUAUAUACACCAGCAGAUGGGCAGGCCCCAAAUACUGUUUUGCAUUCAGUUAAAUGAACUGCUGGUCAGGUAUCUUGCGUAAACAUUUUUUCAUCCAUUUCAUUUUCCUUCUCUAGUAAUUCCAAUAAUGUAAAAAUCUAAACCUUUUUUUUUUUUUUUACUUCAUAAGUUAAUUUUAAACUUUGUUUUCUGUGAUAAUAUCAAAAGGGUGCUGUCUUGUGAAGAGUGUCCAAGUGACUGAGAGGUUCCAAGCAGCCCUGUCCUGGAAGGCUGUACAUAAAGUAUUGAGCCGCGUUAAGUGGUAUCUGUAUAUUUGGGGGCUUUUAGCUAGCAGAAACCCAGCAUCUGGUAUUUGCCAGAUGCAGUUGCUGUAUGUUAAUUUACUUGAAUUUAUCAGAAAGUAGAACACUUUUUAUAUUUGAAGAAGUUUUAUUUUUUCAUCUGUGUUUCUUACAGAUGCCUUUUUCCUUUUAUAGGCUCAAAUCUAAAGGUCUUUUUAAAAUGUAUUUGAACACUUUCAGUUGGUUUGCAGGUAACGUUGGUAAUUAUCUUGUUGUGUUUUUAUUUUGCUAAAAGCCCACUUUAAUUUUCUCAUGUGAGAAAACGGGUAUUUUUUCCUAGGGGCUAUCUCCAUACAUUUUUUAAGAUGCCAUAUUCUUCACUGGGGUGGAGCAGAGUUAAUCCCAGUUUAACUUCACAUUGGCUUGUUCCUACUCUGUAUCUUUAGAACUGAAAGUGGAAUGUAGCUUGAAACAUGCUUCUGCCUAGGUUUCAGGUUUUGCCCCAGAAGUUUCUUUGCAGUUUCAGGUUGAUGAUGUCUUAGCUUUGGAGAAAGAGCCAGGGAGGGCAGAGAGGUGCUCACCUAUCUUGCAAUUUGCAUUAUCAGUUUUGUAUGUGUUUUGAUCACUCUGUGCUGCAGUAAGUACCGCAAGGAGAUAAACACAGGGGAUUGUUUUUUUCCAGUAGAUAAGGUCUUUUUAUGAUUUGGGAAUGCUUAUGUACAACAGGACUUUGAACUGAAGUAUCUUGGACAAUCUUUGUUCCAGUUCAUGGUCAGGCUAUUAGAUUUUAUGGCAAGUUGCUUUAUCACUGACCAAGAAAGUGUUGGGAUUUCCUUCAAAUAGCUAUGCACAGAACUACUCGGUUUUCCUAAGGUAAUAAACUUGGUUAAGAGGGAAACUUUCCUGAGGCUGCCGCAUACCUCCUUUUGUCCACACGGUGGAGUUCCACACGGCUUUUCAGUGCGAAGGCUAAAGCCCAGGCUUAACUCGCUCAGCUGCCCAGGAAAUGACCCAGCGCCUGUAGACUGUAAGCAGAAGUGGGUGUUUCUGGUUGGGUUUUCAGCCUGACCUUUUUUUUUUUUUUUCCGUUAAAAUCCUCUUGGUUUUGCAUGGUGGUAUUUACAGAAACACCACCUUUCUUGGGUAGUUAUUUUCAGGUAACAUUGCUUAGAUUUUAUUUGUGUUUUGUAUAUGUGCGUGUUACGGAAGAAUACACAGAGUGGGACACCCUGCUUUCAGGCAUCAUUUAUGUCCUCUAUAAUGAUGUUUGUCUCUAGGGGAGCAGAGAGCCUGCUAUGGUGAAUAACAAUUAUAAUAGCACACUUUGUGUGAUCGAGUAGCAGUGCAGCUUAGUGAGAUAUUUUAAGAACCAAUUUUUUUGUCUUAAACUGGAUUUGGUUUCAAUGCUAAGAGCACUGUGAUACAGAAAUAGGAUCAAUGGUAUCAUCCCUCCUUCCUUUAUAUUUUAUGAUUGUGGAUUAUGACAGAUGUUAGGUAUGCACAGCUUUGAUAAAUAAGUAUUUUUUAAAUUAAUGGGUAUUUGCACACAAUAUUUUGGCGCUGCUUUUUUUUUCACACGGGUGAAAUACUGUUCCUCAUGUCAGUGUACACUCAGUUAUUUUCUUCUUUCUCUGUAAGGUUUAUAUGAAAGUCUUGUAAAAACCCCAUGGGCUAAACAACCAUUUUAUAAACUUGUUUCUCCAAAUACACUACGUAAAGCCAGCCCCUAAUUUUGUCUUUUACCAAUGUACUAGAACCACUGCUCUAACAUGACAUAUUAGAACAUGAAAAGUAUCUUGGAAUUCAAACCAGUGUUGGUUUGGGGAUUUUUUAAUCACAUUUUUGUUAGGUUCUGGCUAUACUGAAUAAUACAAAUUUUCCUUGAAACUUCUUAUGUCCACUACAAGUAGAUUGUACUGGAUGGAUCUUUAAAUCCAUCUCUAUAUAUGUGAGUGUAGGCCACAGAGAACAUGUUUAGCCGUGAUUUCUCCAUGGUUGGUGUUUUAAGUGGAAAACUCAGGUUUCAAAAUACCUUAAGGAAAUGUGGGUUUCAAAUAUUAAUUGCUAACAAACAUCACAGAGUGUAGACCAAACUCAGUUUGUAGCUAAAAAAAAUGUAGUCUACAUGUCUUUUAGCAGUUUUAUCUCUGAGUCGGGUGUUCUAGAAACUCGAAUGCAUUUAAUUAUUUACUGCUGUUUCAUUGUAAAUACAUUCUGUCUCCAGUCAGUAUGUUUGAAGGGUUUUCAAUGACAUGCCUUAUUUUACUCUUUUCUUUCAUUUCUGAAUCAUAUGCAGCUAUCACUGAAUGAAUUACAGAAUGUGACAACUGGUUGCUCUCCAUUAUAUUUCUGGUUUGCAACAUUUAAGUUUCAGUUCAACAGAAAUGUAUUAAGUGUAUAGAAUAUUGUCUUUUGCAUUAUUAUGUGGCCAUUUACAUGUGAAAUAGGAUUCUGGGUGGAAAUGGAAAUGUUUCAUGUAUUUUCUGUUACUGGCUCUGUCAGAAAUUACAGCCUUUCAUGCCAUGUCAAAUCAUGAGAGGGAGGAUGCAACUGUGAACAAGAGAAGGGAGAGGCACAAAGCCACCGCAGCAAGCCUUGGGGAGCCUUCAGUGCCAGGGCUGCAAGCCUGGCAAGUGUAUGUAUUUAUCACAGUGCAAUUAAACCUCCAGAAUUAGGACACAGAAUUAGGUGACAGAAAUCCUGACAGGUAAAAGUGAUUUUUCAGUAGUCUUUUGUUCACAACAUCUCACAGCAUUUUAUGAUGUUGAACCAGAAAGGGAUGAGAACAAGAUUUACUCAGGAAUCCACCAAGAUUCCAAGAGCAUCUGGUUAGAAUGGGCAGCCCACUGCCAGCGGAUUGUGAAACCUCUCAGUCUCUCUGCUUGUGCCUUCUAAAUAUAUUUAUUGAAAACUAGUGCUACUUUUUUUCAUAUUGUUGCUACGUUUCUUUUACAUUCAGAAUCCUGUUUUCCAAAUCUUUAUUUACUUGAACAUGCUGUUACUAAAAUUUCAAUUCCUCCUUUUUUUUUUGUGUGUGUGUGUGUAUGGCUUACCAUUCUUCAGGUAACCUUCACAGGAUUUGGCAUUUGUAAAUACUUGGUUAAUCAUGUCCCAUAAUAACUUAUAAUGGGCCCGAGGAUUUCUUUUCAGUUCUGUAUUUUAAGUUAAAACUUGUGAGUCAGCUUGAGGGCAGAAAAUCUGUCACAGUCUUAAGCUAUUCACUUACUCACAUAGAUGCUGUAUUGAAAUGACCCUCAGUGUUGAAUUUGUUUGAUUGUAAUAAUUCUCAUUUGGUUUUUACAUAUGAAUGUUUUCUCUGCUCUGUGAAUUUUUUUCAUUGUGGCAUUUUAUGCAUUUUUUCAGACUAUAUUUUUUAAAGCACUUCACAUUUGUAUUUAAAUAUUGGGGGGUUUUACUUCUUUUGGUUCAUUAUGUUUAUGCAUUGCAUAUGGAAAAUAAUAUUUUUAUUCUGUUAUUGGGGGGGGGGGGUGUUUUGUUUUUAACAGUUUUACACACUUUAUAAUCAAAAUAAAAGUUUGCUGGUGAAACUACA